Messenger RNA from Cyanistes caeruleus (blue tit), 2565 nucleotides. RefSeq names its product BCL2 antagonist/killer 1 (gene BAK1). Gene Ontology annotation, cellular component: mitochondrial outer membrane. The record is from RefSeq and is a predicted model, not a curated record. Lineage: Eukaryota; Metazoa; Chordata; Aves; Passeriformes; Paridae. Gene Ontology annotation, molecular function: BH domain binding; porin activity. Gene Ontology annotation, biological process: regulation of apoptotic process; release of cytochrome c from mitochondria; extrinsic apoptotic signaling pathway in absence of ligand.
GGAGCAGGGCUGGAGGUCCCGCUGCGAGCGGGUCCCUGCCCCAAAGAGAGAAUUUACCUGCCCCACAUAGGGAAUUUCCUCUCGUUUAACCCAGUUUUCUCCAGUUGGGAUUUUCACGCCGCGGUGGUGACAGCUGCCCGCGGCAUCAACCGAAGGGCUCCGGAGAGGGGACACGGGGGGACAGAGCUGUCCCCGCUGAGGAACAGGUGAAGCUGCCAUUCCCAAACCUCUCUGCAAUGGCCUCAGGGAAUGAGGGGGACCCUCCACAGGCGCAGGGACACCGAGGGAGCCACGGGAGCGGGCUCAGCUCAGAAGGCCGCGUGGCAGAGGAGGCCGAGGAGGUGUUCCGGAGCUACGUCUUCUACCGCUACCGGCAGGAGCGCGAGGAGCGAGGGGCAGAGCUGCCGCCGGACCCGGAGAUUGAGCAAAUCCAGCAGGAGCUGGAGAGCAGCACCGGGAGCCAGGUGGGGCAGCGCUUGGCCCUCAUUGGGGAUGACAUCUACAAGAACUAUGAUGACGAGUUCCGCACCAUGCUGGAGACCCUGCAGCCCACCCGCGACAAUGCCUACGAGCACUUCACCAAAAUUGCCUCCAGCCUGUUCGAGAGCGGCAUCAACUGGGGCCGGGUGAUCGCCCUGCUGGCCUUCGGGUACCGCAUGGCCAUGUACGUGUGGCAGCGCGGCGUCAGCGGCUUCCUGCGCCGCAUCGCCCACUUCGUGGCUGACUUCAUGCUGCAGAACCGCAUCGCCCGCUGGAUCGCCCAGCAGGGAGGAUGGGUGAGCGGGGGACAGCUCUGGGAGCAGGGUUUCAGGGGGACCGCGCUGCACCUGGACAAUAUUUACAUGAAGUACAUGCUUGUGGUGACAGCCCUGGUGCUGCUGGGGCACCUGGUGGUGCGGCGCUUCUUCACCUGCUGACGGGGCACGGGGGGGCCUCGAGCACCCCCACUCUGCCCCACAUCCCCCAGCACAGGGGCGACCCCAGGAACCUCCAGGAGAGAGCAUGGCUUGGGGCUGGGACCCUCCUGCUGCAGGUCUGGGGUCUCUGCACCCCCAGGAGUGGACUGGGGAGAUGGAGGGCUCUGCUUUGUUGUGUUUGGUGCCUCAAAAAGCUGAUGAGGAGGGGGAAUCUCUGGGAUGGGGACAUCUCUGGGAUGGGACAUUUCUGGAAUGGGACAUCUCUGGGAGCCCUGGCUCCUCUGGAGGAGCAGAGGGCUGUGACAGUGCCCCCAUGGCAGUGUGUGAUAAUGGCUGUGAGUGCCAGUGUUGGGUCCCCUCCCAGAGCCCCCUCCCCACCUCCCAGCUCCAUCCCUGUGUUUGAAGGGUGAUCCCAGCCCUGGCUACUCCAAUGUUGGAAAUUCCAGCAGGGACAAACAGAGCGGGGCAGCUCCACCUCCCUCUGCUCUUGAGCCCAGCACUUGAGCUUUUUCCAGCCUUUCCACGGCCAUCCCGACCCUUUUCCAUGAAAACCCCUCUGGCCUGGCCCUUGGCCAGUGUUCCCUGCCCCAACCUGGAGCUCCCAGGGCCUCUGAGCUGCCGCAGCUGGGAAGCACCAGCAGCUUCUCCAACGUGAAAAACCUGCAGGUGCCAGGGGCCCUGUCCUCCCCCUGCCCACCAGUUGGGUUCCCUGGCUCUUACUGGGAGGCACUGGAGCUGCAGCCCAUCCCUGGAGCAGCUCCAUGCAGGGACCAGGCUCCUCUGGGCAGGGACUUGUCCUGGUUCCAUUCCUGACCAAUGCUUGAGUGAUUUUGGGGCAAAGAGGGGAGCAAGCUCCUCUCUACCAUCCCAAACCUUCCUCAUUUUUGCAAACCAGGGAAUUCAAGCUGGUUAUUCCCUGUCCUGCCCAAGCUGGAGAUGAAGGAUCCCUCCCUCUUCUCCCCCUGCAGCUGCCUAGGCUUAGCAGGACCAGCCUGAAUUUUCUAACCACUCACAUUUCUCCUGUCCCUGCCUCUUUUUUAACAGAAUAACAAACUUUCCAGCCCAUUUCCAUAUCUGAGCCUGUCAUUUUGCUCCUGGCUGUUCCUGCAGGAUCCCUUUCCCCUGAUGGGAAUGCUCUGGGCUGUGCUUAAGAGAAAAGCAUUUAAAUAUUUGCCAUAUUAUUCCCACUCCUGCUUGCAUGCAUUUGCCCCGUGCAGGGCAGCACAUCUUGGCUGUGCUUGGGUUUUGUGGCCACAGCUCAGGUUUUGUGGCCCUGCUGGCUCCUCUGAGCCCCCCUGGCUGCUUUAUCCCCUUGCAGGUGCAUUCCUCCAAACAAAAUUCCCGUUCCCUUCGUGCCACCCCUUCUCCCAGCUUGGGAUUACCUCGAGUUUCGAGCCCUCCCUCUGCUGUGAACCAGUUUAACCAGUGCAAUCCGUGCUUCCCCACCUCCUCCCAGCUCCUUUUUGGGUGCAAACACCACCAGAUGGAGCCUUUUGGCCACGAUGGGUACGAUCCAGCACUCAUUUCCCUUUUUUCUCCUCACCAGCCCCUUGAUUGACAAAUCAUCGUCUGUUCUCUGCUUGGGUUGUGUGUCCAGCAGGACUUUUUGGAGUCCUUGGUAAAAUACAAAUCAGUGCAUCAGCUUUAA